AUGCUCUCUCUUUGCUCUUCAUCCAACACUCGUGAACUCACUCCGCCGCCAUCGUACGCUCAUACCACUGCCACAGUUAUUCCCAUUGAAGAGCCAAUCAAACGAAUUCAUGCGAAAACACUGAAGUCAAACGACAUCAAGUUGGAAUGGAUUCCUUUCACAACGACUCACAUUGCAACCUAUAGCGCCGUAGCGGUGAUUGCGCUUGUUUACAAUGGAGUCUGUUUCGCUCACAAUUAUGGUCGGAUGCCGUUGGCUAAGCAGAAUAUUUUCGACGAUAUUUUCGGUGAGGAGGCACUGCUGUACUCAGUCUGCAUGCAAUGGCUUUUGAUAUUUUCAAUUUUUCUGGCCGGAAUCACAUUGGAGCGUUGUAUUUUGGCCACAAACGGAAAUGCAGUGCUCUUCGUCAUCAACAUCAAAAAAGUCGCAGAUAAUGUCAUAUCUCGUGAAUCACGGUACUUCAUAUUCGUAUCUCUUCUUUUCGGUCUCUCACUAGUGCUCUGCAUCGUCUAUCUCACUGCACUGGCCUACUAUAGAAAAGAGAAGAGGUAUUACCGCUCAAUGGUUUUGUCAUCCACAACAUUUCAAUUGAAGAGAAGAUAUUUGGCCGAAGAGGCAGUACAGAAAUUCUACCCUUCUUAUCCAUACGUUAGCGGGAAUCCUGUGUCACUGUCGCCAAUUAUCGCGUGA
Molecule: messenger RNA, 690 nt
Organism: Ostertagia ostertagi
Lineage: Eukaryota; Metazoa; Nematoda; Chromadorea; Rhabditida; Trichostrongylidae
Source: the annotation of a GenBank genome assembly